CUCACUGUUCGGUGCACAAUGACUCAAUGAAAAGUGGAGAGGGGAGAGGCGAGAGCGCACUGUACGGCUGCACGACAGAGAGAAGAGGACGCACGGGAGAGUAGGAGGGAGCUCUGAAAGCUGGGGACAAGUCUGAGAGGAGGAUAUACUCUUCCUCAUCUCUCUCAGGGGCCACUCACGGAUCAAAGCAGUUCAGUUCUGAACUUCACCUGCCUGGUGCUGCUCAACCUCCCUGUCUUGAGCCAUUUCCUUGACGUCCACUCCUGAAGGGGCAACAUCUGAUCCCGGGUUCUGGAGGAAGGGAUCUCUGGGUUGUGAGCAGCAGUAGUAGGAGCAGGAGGAGGAGGAUGAGGAGGAUGCCUGCCGGGAGGAGAGGGGACGGAGUCGGGUCAGGAGGCCGGGCUCUCCGCUGUGAGCCGUGGACGGCGGUGGCGUGGGGCGCCCUGGUGCUGCUGCUGCUGCCGGCGGGGAGUCCGGGAGGCGGAGGUGCGGAGGCGUGCCCGGCUUCCUGCAGCUGCCUGGGGAGCACCGUGGACUGCCACGGCCUGGGGCUCCACUCCGUGCCCAAAAACAUCCCCAGAGGCGCAGAGAGGCUAGAUCUGAAUGGGAACAACCUGACCGUCAUCAGCAAGACAGACUUCUCUGGUCUCAAACACCUCAGAGUCCUUCAUCUGAUGGAUAACCAGAUCAGCAACGUUGAGAGAGGAGCCUUUGAUGAGCUGAAGGAGCUGGAAAGACUUCGCCUCAACAAAAAUCGCCUGAGCCUGAUUCCGGAGCUGCUCUUUCAGAAGAACGAAGGCCUGUCUCGACUGGACCUAAGUGAAAAUGCCAUCCAGGCCAUUCCGAGGAGAGCGUUCAGAGGCGCCACAGACCUCAAAAACCUGCAGCUGGAUAAAAACCACAUCAGCUGCAUUGAGGAGGGGGCGUUUAGAGCUCUGCGAUCUCUGGAAGUACUCACGCUGAACAACAACAACAUCACUAGUAUUCCAGUCUCCAGUUUCAACCACAUGCCGAAGCUCCGCACCUUUCGUCUCCACUCUAACUCUUUGCGUUGUGACUGUCACCUGGCCUGGUUGUCUCCAUGGCUGCGACAGCGGCCGGUGUUGGGCCUCUACACCCAGUGUAGCUCUCCUCCGACCCUGAGAGGCCUCAACCUGGCCGAGCUGCGCAAGAGCGACUUCUCUUGCUCAGGCCAUGGCGACAGUGCCUUCGUUCAGCCAUGCAGUUUGGCAUCCGGGUCCUGUCCUCCCAUGUGUUCCUGCAGCAACAACAUUGUGGACUGUCGAGGGAGGGGCCUCACUGCCAUUCCCGCCCACCUCCCUGAGGCCAUGACUGAGAUUCGUCUGGAGCAGAACGGCAUCAAGUCGGUUCCUCCGGGCGCCUUCACCUCCUACAAGAAGCUUCGACGAAUAGACCUGAGCAACAACCAGAUAUCUGAGAUCGCUCCGGAUGCUUUCCACGGCCUCCGAGCUCUCAACUCCUUAGUUCUGUACGGAAAUAAGAUCACCGAGCUGCCCGCCGGAGUCUUUGAUGGUCUUUCCUCUCUGGAGCUGCUGCUGCUGAACGCAAAUAAGAUCCACUGCGUCCGAGCGACGGUGUUCAAAGAUCUGGAGAACUUGGCUCUCCUGUCGCUGUACGACAACAAGAUCCAGAGUCUGGCCAAAGGCACCUUCAGCUCGCUGCACAGCAUCCAGACGCUCCAUCUGGCCCAGAACCCCUUCGUGUGUGACUGUAAUGUGAAGUGGCUGGCCGACUUCCUGCGCUCCAACCCCAUAGAGACGAGCGGAGCGCGCUGUGCCAGCCCUCGCCGCCUUGCCAACAAACGCAUUGCGCAGAUCAAGAGCAACAAGUUCAGAUGCUCCGCCAAGGAGCAGUACCACAUCCCAGGCACUGAGGACCGACGCCUGAGCUACGAGUGUAACAGUAAGCCGGUGUGUCCGGCUAAAUGCCGCUGCGAGGCCAACGUGGUCGACUGCUCCAACCUCCGCCUCACCAAGUUCCCCGAGCACCUGCCGCCCUCGACUGAAGAGCUGCGUCUCAACAACAAUGACCUCUCCGUGCUCGAGGCCACCGGAGCCUUCAAGGGCCUGGCGCAGCUCAAGAAAAUUAACCUUAGCAACAACAAGAUUUCAGAGAUUGAGGACGGGGCGUUUGAAGGUGCCUCCUCUGCGGUGGAGCUUCACCUCACAGCCAACCACCUGGAGUCUGUGAGAGGAAGCAUGUUCAAAGGCAUGGAGGGCCUGCGUAUGCUGAUGCUCAGGAACAACAAGAUCAGCUGUAUCCACAACGGCAGCUUCACGGGUCUGGCCAACGUCCGGCUGCUCUCCCUCUACGACAACCAGCUGAGCACCAUCUUGCCCGGAGCCUUCGACACGCUGCCCAACCUGUCCACCCUAAACCUCCUGGCCAACCCUUUUAACUGCGACUGCCGUCUGUCCUGGUUUGGGGCGUGGCUCCGAAGCCGGCGGAUCGUGACCGGGAACCCUCGCUGUCAGGGCCCGGCCUUCCUCCGGGAGAUCCCGCUGCAGGAUGUGGCUGUGCCCGAUUUCCGCUGCGAGGAUGGCUCUGUGCUGGAGGACAGCAGCUGUGCUCUGGGGCCCUCGUGUCCCAACCAGUGCACCUGCAUGGACACGGUGGUCCGCUGCAGCAACAAACACCUGCAGGCUCUGCCCAGAGGGCUGCCACGCAACGUCACCGAACUGUAUCUCGACGGUAACCAGUUCACCAGCGUUCCUAAGGAAUUGGCCACCUUCAAAUACCUGCAGCUUGUAGAUCUGAGCAACAAUAAAAUCAACUCCCUGUCUGACGACUCCUUCUCCAACAUGAGCCAGCUCACCACACUGAUCCUCAGUUACAACUCACUCCGCUGUAUCCCUCCUCUGGCGCUGGGUGGCUUGCGCUCCCUAAGGCUGCUCUCUCUCCACGGCAACGACAUCUCCGAGCUGCAGCAGGGCAUCUUCAGUGACGUGGCCUCCCUGUCUCACCUGGCGAUCGGAGCCAACCCGCUGUACUGUGACUGCCGUCUGCUCUGGCUGUCAGACUGGGUGAAGAGCGGCUACAAGGAGCCCGGCAUCGCCCGCUGUGCCGGGCCCCGCGGCAUGGAGGGCAAGCUGCUGCUCACCACCCCAGCAGACAAGUUCCAGUGUGUGGGUCCAGUGGAGGCAUCUGUUCAGGCUAAAUGUAGUCCAUGCGUGUCCUCCCCCUGCCAGAACCAGGGCGUCUGCCAACUCCACCACACGCAGCAGUACACCUGUGCCUGCAAGUCGGGCUUCACGGGUAAACACUGUGAGACGCCAGUCGAUGCUUGCGUCAGUAAUCCCUGCACCAACGGAGGAACCUGCCUGAGUGACGAGCAAACCAGAGGGUUCAGCUGUGCAUGUGCAUUUGGUUUCCACGGCACUUUUUGUGAGGUGAAUGUGGACGACUGUGAAGACAACGGAUGUGAGAAUGGUGCCACUUGUGUUGAUGGAGUCGGCAACUACACCUGCUUGUGUCCUCCACACUACACAGGUCUGUUUUGUGAAGAAAAGGAAGGUGUUUGUUCGCCUGGUAGAAAUCCCUGUCAGCAUCAGUCCACUUGCGUCAGCACUCCUACCGGCCCCAGGUGUGUAUGUAUUCCAGGCUGGGUGGGGCCGGACUGCAGUAUAGAUUACGAUGAGUGUGGGGAUCAUCGCUGUCAGAAUGGCGCUCAAUGUGUGGACCGUCUGGACGGAUACAGCUGUGUCUGUCCACAGGGAUUCAGUGGUGAGUUUUGCGAGGUGGCCCUAUCCCCCCCGUCGCCCUGCCAGCUGGCCCAGUGUCAGAACGGCGCCCCCUGUGAGGAGAAGACGGGGAGUGCAGUCUGUCAGUGCCUGCCGGGCUUCGAGGGUCAGGGCUGUGAGAAGCUGGUCGUCGUCAACUUCGUAGACAAAGAUUCUUACGUUCAGCUUGAAGACGUCAAGAACUGGCCUCAAACCAACAUCACUCUGCAGGUGUCGACUGCAGAGGAGAACGGAAUUUUGCUCUAUAACGGAGACAACGAGCCAAUCGCUGUGGAGCUCCAUCAGGGACAUGUCAGAGUCACCUAUGACCCUGGGAACCAACCUGCCACCACUAUCUACAGUGCGGAGACAGUGAACGAUGGGCGUUUCCAUACAGUCGAGCUGGUGACCUUUAAUCGGAUGGUGAACUUGUCGGUGGAUGGAGGAGAGCCGACGACGCUGGACAGUCAAGGCCGGAGCCAGGCAGCGACGGGGGAGGCCCCCCUGUACGUGGGAGGUAUGCCUGAGGAGGUGAUGCCUACCUCCCUGGGUCUCUCCUCUCACUCCCUCAACACGUCCAGUUUCCAUGGCUGCAUCAGGAACCUUUACAUCAACCAUGAGCUGCAGGACUUCACCCGUAGCCACAUGAAGCCGGGGGUGGUGCCGGGCUGUCAAGCCUGCCGGAAGCUCUACUGCCUGCAUGGCAUCUGCCAGCCCAACACUGCACAGGGCCCACAGUGUCACUGCCAAACGGGUUGGACAGGACAACACUGUGACCAGCCAAUAGCAGCAGGCCUUGCUGGACUUGACGUUGUCACCACGGCAACAGGUGUCAACCCGUGUGAUGGCAGCAAGUGUGUGAAGGGAGUGUGCAUGGUGUUGGACGCGCAAACCUACCGCUGCGACUGCGAGCAGGGAUAUCACGGAGCGCUGUGUAACCUCCAGGAGGAGGCGGCAGGUUCCUGCCAGGCUCUGCAGUGUCUGCACGGCCAGUGUCGGAAGACGGAGGAUGGAGAGAGCUGCGUCUGUGAGCCGGGAUACACCGGAGAGAACUGUGAUAUAGAGUCCCCGUGUCGAGGCGAUCCGGUCAGGGAUUACCACCGGCUUCAGCGCGGCACUGUCCUCUGCCAGACGUCAAAACCUUUCUCCUGGGUGGAGUGUCGGGGUCGUUGCCGGGCGGAAAGCGAGCGGGCCGCCGCCACCGCCAUCACCCCCUGCUGCGCCCCCCUGAGGGUCCGACGCCGGCGGCUCUCCUUCGAGUGCGACGACGGGACCUCGUUUACGCAGGACGUGGAGAAGCCCGUGGAGUGCGGCUGCAAGGAGUGCGUGUAGUACUGUUGGAAGUGAUGGCGCACCACAUACACACAACACACACACACACACAGCUGAAGAAGUACACACACUGUAGGUUUCCCAUCACUGAUACACAGACAUUUUUUUGUUUUGUUUUUUUUUUUUUUUGUGUGUGUGUGUGUUUCUCGCACACAGUUUUUGUAACAUGAGACAUUUCUUCCCCGGUCGAGACAUGAAAUCAACGAGUCAACCUCAUCAUCAGCCUCCUGGUCUUGAUGCGGGAGAACCCGCGCCCCUGCUAACUAACUCCUACUCAUUAUCGCCACUCGACUGCUGCUCUUCAGUCACUCGCACAGCGAACUUGUCGCAGACAAGCUGGGACUCACUUAUGGAAUAAAAGCUUCGGCGGUUACGGUCGAUCAUGGAAAAUUACUGUUUUGAUCUGCGGCCCACAUAACUACACACGUGUGUCUGGUUUUCUACAGAAGUGAAGGCCGUUUCUCUGACAGGCUUUAAGCGUUAGUCGUUUUUUGUUGUUGUUGUUGUCGUUUUUUUUGACGUGAGUGAAGUUUACCAAAGCCACAGCUAAUGAUCCACCUCUGAAAUUCCUCAACCAGCCUCAGUUUUUGCAUUUUCCUUCUCUUAAAUGAGCAUGAACCAUAAAGCAGUGCGCUCCAUCCUCCGCGCACCUCAGUCUCUGAACUCUCUAAACCAUUGCCACACUACUGUUCCCAAAAGUGGUGCGUUUUUCAUCAGUGCCGACUCAAAAUAUGUCCGUGAACAGUUUCACACAGCAUGCCAUGUGAUGAUGUGUACCACCGGUUCUCUCAUUAACUGUAUGUGUAGAGGUGAAAACAUUUUAUUUUAUUUUUUUUUCUUCAGAUCUAGAUCUUGACAAUUGUCGUGUUAAUCGGGACAGUUUGUGUGUAGGAUCGAUACUAAUGUGUUGUUUUAUGAUGAAGUCCACUGAUUUGAUUUGCACACCGACCAGCCACAACAUUAUGACCACUGACAGGAGAAGUAAACGACAUUUAAACCAUCUUUUGACAAUUCAGUGGGAAACUUUUGGACCUGGUUUUCAUUCACGUGGAUGUCAC
Messenger RNA from Mugil cephalus (flathead mullet), 6130 nucleotides. RefSeq names its product slit homolog 1b (Drosophila) (gene slit1b). The transcript is spliced from 38 exons. The record is from RefSeq and is a predicted model, not a curated record. Gene Ontology annotation, biological process: negative chemotaxis; axon guidance. Gene Ontology annotation, molecular function: Roundabout binding; calcium ion binding; heparin binding. Lineage: Eukaryota; Metazoa; Chordata; Actinopteri; Mugiliformes; Mugilidae. The coding region runs from base 348 to 5072 and encodes 1574 amino acids.